Molecule: messenger RNA, 2305 nt
Organism: Archocentrus centrarchus (flier cichlid)
Lineage: Eukaryota; Metazoa; Chordata; Actinopteri; Cichliformes; Cichlidae
Product: specifically androgen-regulated gene protein
Exons: 4
Coding region: 131-1582 (483 amino acids)
Source: RefSeq, a predicted model, not a curated record
GUCUCUGAGGCGCGCGCUCACCUUGUCUUCAGCGGCAUGCGGAGCAGGAUAUGGGUGACUACCGUGCACAGCCUCGGACAGACUGAAACAACAGCGUGUGUCACUAACCCUGGAAAAGUAGGCUACUAAGAUGCCCAAAAGUGAUACUUGGCUAGGUGACACUGGACUGCAGACGAUGAAUGGCAUGGACAGUGCUGGCAGCUGUGACAGUGUGGUCAGUGCUAAUUCUGGCUUUAGUGAUGAUAGUCUGGAGCACUUGUCUGCUGAGGAGAAGGCCUGUCUCAUGUUUUUGGAAGAGACUAUUGAGUCUUUGGAUACCGAGGAGGACAGCGGACUCUCCAAUGACGAGCCUGAUCGAUUGCCCAGCCCUGGCAGCCUCACUACUAAAGUGGCUGACCUGUCAGCCUCCAUGAGCAAAAGCAAGCUCGAUGACUCACAGACAUCAACCAAUCACCAGAAACCAAUCAACAAAAAUGCUGACACCAAGCCCAUGCACAGCUACCUGGUUCCUACCCCUCUUGUUGUUGCAAUCAGUGCUCCCUGUUCUGUACUCGGUACUAAACCGGGCACUCCUGCAGUCCAAACGGUCUCCUCCAAGCCUCAGUUUGAAUCUAAAAACAACAAACCAGGCUACAAAGACAACCAGAAAGCAAUUGUUCCCCCAGUACCUUCAGAGGCUGAUGUUAUACCUCCUUCCACAAAACCCUCAGUGAGGACAGCUGAAGGUCCUUUACCUAGAGGACCUCUGUCCUAUGAGGCACUAGCACAUUUGCGGAGGAGUGCCUCCACAAAGAAGACCCCUUUAUGCCCCACAGUUGAUCAUACUAUAGACUUAGACAAGGGUCUUUCUGCUCCAGUUGAAGGCCCAACACUCAGAAAUCUGCCAAGACCUGACAGACCCUGGUCAGAGGUUUCUAGGUCUAAGAAAAGCCCUCCAGUUGUGCCCCCCAAACCCAAAAAGAUUCCUGCCAACAUAUCUGCAAAAACACAAAAUGAAGCAUCUCUAAUCACAGAUUCUUCACACAGUGUCAAGAAUGCAGCAGAUCCCCAGGUAGUGAGAGUGGAAGCUUUGCAGAAGCUGGGGCUCCUGAAAGACCAAGAGCCAGAAAAUGAUAAAGUAGCUCCAUUGCCUCCACCCAAACUUAACUCCUCCUUGGAUGUAACAACUGACAGGUUUACAAGAGGUCCAGCUAAUUGUAAUCCAUCAAGGAGUGAAUUAUUUUGUAACUCUCAAGUGCCCAAAGAAUCCAAGAACAGGCCUCUGCAGACCAGUGCCAAUUUGCAUCAGUACACCAGACACAACCAGCAGCCUGUGUCAGCAUCACAUCCUGCUCAAUCCUAUGGGCAGAGGACGGCUAAUCCGGAGCGCUCUGCUACCCUAGAAAACCACAGAAGUAGUGGAAACUGCUCUGAACCACAAAGCAUCAAAUCAGCCAAGCCAGCAAUGAUGACCGCCACCACCGCAGCUCCCCCAGUACCCCAGAAAACCUCAAAUUUAGUAGGCUACACCGUGAUGGUGGUGCCUGGGAUGGGAGGUGAUCGAAAAGAGGCUCUCAAAAAGCUUGGACUUCUCAAAGACUGAAACAGCAGAUGCUUGCUGGUGUAAAUGCAAUGCUCAGAAAGAACACAACAGCACGAUCAGCUUAAAGAGAGUUAGAGCAUUAAGUGGAAAUCUGGCACUUGGCACUUUGUCAAAUUAAAGCAGGAGAGGAAUUUUUUAAAGGGCUAUACCAGCACUUACAAUGUAGAACAUAUAGUCAUCUAAAAGGUAGUUUUUUGUUUUUUUUUUAAUUCAAAAUCAUUUUCAUGCACUCACAAGACUGGUAUCUUAAUCUAUUGCCAUCGUAACAAAAUGUUGUUAUAGAAAUUUUAAACCCAACAGGCAUAAGACAUCAAAUCAAAGACAUGCACAUGGGUGUGCCUAAAUCAGCAGAAUUUAUAUCUUACUCAUUGUUUUACAAUUCACAGAUGUGCCUGUAAGUGGGUUUUUUUGAGUACAUUUCUUGGAGCGAAGCCUCAAAGCACCAUAUCAGUUCAUGCAGUCUUUUAAUGUCAUGACAUUUUGAAAGAGCUUGGGGAUGAUUUUUCAGUACUUGUCUCCAAAACGAGAUCUUGUGCAUCAAUCGUUUUUCUACUAUUUUUUUUUUUUUACAGUGGAUUAAAGAGUGUUCAAAUGUGUUUAUGUAACAGCCUUCAUUGUUUAAAAACUGAAAAUGUGAACGGUUACGCAGAAUGAAAAACAACAAUGAUCUAAUCAUUUCUAUCUAUUCCACAAUGUCAAUGAAUGUCACUGAAAAUAAAGUUU